CUACUACUUAUUCUGUGGCUCUACAGUGUCAAGUCCUUGCAUUCACCCACUUGUUCUUGUUUUGAUAACGUUAAGCAUGAACUAACCUAAAAAGUAAUUUUGAACGUUGUAUUGUAACAUAACUAUAAUGUUUGAUAUUAUGGUUUUAAUUAUAAUAUAAGAUUCAGAUAUUGUAAAUGAUCUAUUUUUGAUAAUGAAUUCGGAUAUUGUUGAAAUUCACAAUUCCUGCAAGGUUAAAGUUACAAACAAACAAUCUCCUAGUACUAGUGAGAUUGAUAAAUUACGGGUGACAGGUACAUGCAAUCCUAUUUAUUCUAUCGAAGAACUUAUUUUAUGGAAAGCAAAUAAUCAACAAUGUUUGUGGCAAGACUUCGUUAUUCCCAGGGCUGCUACAACGAAUCACAAAGUUGCAGGAUUUGGUUUCAAUUGCCACGAUAACAAAGAUGAAUUGCAGUUAACAAGAUUGGUUGGUAAUUCUACGCCUAAAACAAUACUGUGUCAUGACUACAAAGGUGGAUAUUUGGAAGACAGAUUUCCCUACGGUGUUGAGACAGAUGACAUUUAUUCGUUUUUUCAUUGGUCGGCCAUUGACAUAUUUAUUUACUUCAGUCACAAUAUUGUCACUAUCCCAACCCUCCCAUGGCUGAACACUGCUCAUAGACAUGGUUGUAAGGUGUUGGGGACAUUUAUAACAGAAUACGAUCCCGAUAAAGAAGCUUGGGAUGAAAUUUUGAAGAGCGAAGAAAAUUUUACCGCCGUAAUUGAGAAUUUGGCCGAAAUCUGUCGGUUUUUCAAAUUUGAUGGAUAUCUACUAAACAUUGAAAAUGACAUACCGACGCAACAUGUUCCCCGACUUAUAGAGUUUGUGAAACUGUUAACUGAGAAACUGCACAGCAUUUCACCUGACCAUGAAGUAAUAUGGUAUGAUUCAGUAAUUGCACCUUCUGGAAAUCUUCGAUGGCAGAACAAACUGUGCUCAUUGAAUAGUGUGUUUUUCGACUUGUGUGACGGUAUAUUCCUGAAUUAUUGCUGGAGUGAACAAGAUCUAAUGGACUCAGUGUCGCUGGCUGAUGUGAGGAGGCAUGACGUUUAUGUGGGAGUGGAUGUGUUUGGGCGUGGCUGUAUUGGGGGAGGAGGCUUCAAUUCUUCUCAAGCGAUGAAACUCAUUCACAAGCACGGUUUAUCGACGGCAAUAUUCGCUCCUGGUUGGACUUUUGAAAAAUGUUCAAAUGUUGAGCUUUUCCUACGGAGAGAGACGCUAUUCUGGAGCCAUAUCUGGCCCUAUCUCUUCAUCCAUGGACCUGUCACACUACCCUUCAAAACGUCAUUCUGCAUAGGCCGAGGGAAAAACAAAUGGCAAAUGGGAAACAUUGUUGGAGAUAAAUGGGGUUGCUUAACAAAUCAGCAAUACCAACUCUCCACUUGCUAUUGUCCUGGUAGAGAGGAUGGUGAAACAGACACUACUAGUUGCCUCGACAUUGCUACCAGCGAGUCUUUUCAAGGUGGUACUUGCAUCGAAAUAGUAAACCACAAUAACAAACUCGAAAUAAACAAAAGCAUGAUCAGAUUAUUCACGUGUGGUUUUUCUUGUCCUGGACAGAUUUUCAUAGAAUUAACUUAUAAGUCAACUACUCCCAUAGCAUUGGUGCUAUUUGUGCAGGAUGAGAAACGUAUCAGAAAAGUGUUCUUGACCUCAGUGGAUUGUCUUGAUGAAUUGUCAGAUACCAAUUCUAGAGUAAGGAAAAUCGAAAGAAAUUCACACAUUGAUAUCCUGAAACGGGUUUCCAAGCAAGUUCAUCAGAAUGGUUGGUCAACUGACGCAUUCGUGUACGAUUUGAUCGGCAGGACCAUCAUCGAAAUAGAUUUUGUGAAUCUUGGUGUUGAGAAAUCUACAGUUCUCCUUGGAGAAUUAUCGCUACAGAAAAGAUAAUUUAAAGUACUUAGUCACUAGACUAGGAAAAUAGAGUACAUUGAUGUAAUAGAAGCACCUGUUACUUCUACCUAUUUUUGGAUUUGCUACUUGAUAAAUAAGGCUAUGGUCAGUGCUUCCCAACCGUUUUAUCUAUCUUAUUCCAAAAUAUUCUAAAAUUUUCUUUCAUUAUUCCAAAAUAAUGCAAUCUAUAUUAUAAAUAGUUUCAGCUAUUAUAAUUUAUAAAUUGGCUAUAUGGUCUCUUGUGGAAAAUUGUUGAAUACUCAAAGAUUUACUGAAGAUAUAUAAUUAUAUUAAACAAAUUAUGCAGACCUCAGAAUAUGGUCAAUUUUAAUUUAUUAUUUGUUCCUAUCGGAGCGAACAAUUCAAACUCGAAUUACUUCUAUUAUUCAAUGAAUUCGAGGAACAAAGUACAUUACUGCACCCUCAUAUGAAUAGACUUCUCAAUUGGAUGUCUUGUCCGUCUACGGAAGUAAUUGUAGGAGUAAUAAUAAUAUAAGGCUACAAUUAUUAUUUUAAAUGCCAAUCAUACAUUUUUCAAAAAUAGGUGAUAAAAUUGAGGUUGAUUGGUGUCCAAAGCGAUAGUUAUUGUCGAACAUACAAUCACCAAACUCCUUAAAUACUAACUGAGAACUCGCUUGGAUCGUUCAAUAAUUAUUGUCAUAAAUAAAAAAAAA
Molecule: messenger RNA, 2607 nt
Organism: Nilaparvata lugens (brown planthopper)
Lineage: Eukaryota; Metazoa; Arthropoda; Insecta; Hemiptera; Delphacidae
Product: cytosolic endo-beta-N-acetylglucosaminidase
Exons: 9
Coding region: 194-1930 (578 amino acids)
Biological process (GO): protein deglycosylation
Cellular component (GO): cytoplasm
Molecular function (GO): mannosyl-glycoprotein endo-beta-N-acetylglucosaminidase activity
Source: RefSeq, a predicted model, not a curated record